This is a messenger RNA of Mercurialis annua (annual mercury), 882 nucleotides long. Its product is annotated as remorin-like. NCBI's taxonomy places the organism in Eukaryota, Viridiplantae, Streptophyta, Magnoliopsida, Malpighiales, Euphorbiaceae. The transcript has 5 exons. Bases 46 to 630 code for a protein of 194 amino acids. The record is from RefSeq and is a predicted model, not a curated record.
UUUGUUUAAUUGUAUUCUGUAAGGUAGUAAUAAAAAGGAAAAUUAAUGGCUGAGCUGGAAUCGAAGAAGCUGGAAGUUGAAUCGCCGGUGACUGCUCCGGUAACUGAACCGUCACCGGUGGAAGCUAAAAGCGAUGAAAAAGCUACGGUUCCUCCACCACCGCCUGCAGAAAAGCUUGCUGUCGAUGAAUCCAAAGCUCUUGUUGUAGUUGAAAAGGUUCCUGAAUCUGCUCCAAAGAAGAUUGUAGGGGGAUCGCUCGACCGAGAUAUUGCUCUUGCAGACUUGGAAAAGGAAAAGAGAAAUUCCUUCGUCAAGGCAUGGGAAGAAAGUGAGAAAUCGAAAGCAGAGAACAAGGCUGAGAAAAAGUUAUCUGAUAUUGCUGCAUGGGAGAGUAGUAAGAAGGCAGUUGUUGAAGCCCAGUUGAGAAAGAUGGAGGAAAAAUUGGAGAAGAAGAAGGCGGAAUAUGCAGAGAAAAAGAAGAACAAAGUAGCUUCCAUUGUUAUGCUGGCUCAAGAAAAGAGAGCAAUAGUCGAAGCUCAACGAGGAGAAGAAGUCCUAAAGGCAGAGGAAAUGGCUGCAAAAUACCGUGCUACUGGCCAAACUCCGAAGAAACUCCUCGGUUGCUUCUAGUGUUGCGGGUUUUGCGCCCGACUUGGAUUAUGUAAGCAGCAAGUGGAAUCACUGCUCUCUUUCAAACCGGUUAUUUAUUUUUUUUCAUAUGCAACUGUGUUUUCAUCUGUAUAAUUUGCUUGCUAGUCACUUUCCACUCAGUUUUAUGCCUUUGAACGUUGGAAAACUAUCCAAUUCCCAUUAUUUAAUUUGCCUAUGUAUAGAAAUAUAGGGUUUUAUCUAUGAGAACAGUUUGAUGGAAUUUGUUAGUUA